Molecule: messenger RNA, 2011 nt
Organism: Nothobranchius furzeri (turquoise killifish)
Lineage: Eukaryota; Metazoa; Chordata; Actinopteri; Cyprinodontiformes; Nothobranchiidae
Product: AN1-type zinc finger protein 5
Molecular function (GO): zinc ion binding; DNA binding
Source: RefSeq, a predicted model, not a curated record
GACGCUAACGCAACACGUAAAACAAAACAGGUGAGACCGCAGCGCGACAGACCGAGAGAGGACGUCGUUUACAAAAGUCGGCUCCCACAAGCUGAACGAAGUCUUCUCUGGGUUGUGGGAGGAAGACAGAAAAAGGAACAAGCGAAGACGGAAUCAGACGGCCCUAGUUAGCUAGCUAGCUCCCAGAGAAGAACAAUCAUUUUCCCGAGGUUGAAAAAACUCACCAGAACAGCGUUUCUAAGGCGCAGACGGUGAACACCGUACGUGGCAGAUACUGUUAUGGCCCAGGAGACCAAUCAGAGCCCAGUCCCUAUGCUCUGUGCCACUGGCUGUGGUUUCUAUGGCAACCCUAGGACUAAUGGUAUGUGCUCCGUUUGCCACAAGGAACACUUAUCGAGACAGAACAGCGGAGGAGUUGGUUCUUUAAACACCAUGAGCUCCAGCGGUAGCUCCACGGCGGAGGACUCUGCCAUCCAGAGGUUAGAGGCCACCCUAAACAACGCUGCAGCUGCUGCAGUUGCUGCUGCAGAGGAGGCCGCCGAUGCCGCUGCUGCGUCUGAUGCUGCAGAAGCCCUCAGUGGGAUUUCAUCUUCCUCCUCCGUAACUAAACAAAUGACAGAGAUGAGUCUGUCUGAAGAGAAUUUAGCAUCAGCAAGUAAAGCCGACGUCUCUGAUCCAGGUGUCGGCCAGCCCAUCGUCUUAGUUUCCCAACCCUCCACUGCUGGCAGUGAAGAGGUCCAAGCCCCAGAACCCCCCAAACCCAAGAAGAACCGCUGCUUUAUGUGUCGUAAGAAGAUUGGCCUCACAGGUUUCGGAUGCCGCUGUGGGAAUCUGUUCUGUGGGAUUCACCGUUACUCCGACAAGCACAACUGUCCGUACGACUACAAGGCCGACGCCGCUGCCAAAAUCCGUAAGGAGAACCCGAUGAUCGUCGCUGAGAAGAUCCAGAGAAUAUGAAGAAGACUUUGUUUGACUUUGAAUAUCAGGAGCAAUCAGACUUUAAAAGAAGUGGACCGGAGCCCGGCCUGCGCCCUGAAGCCUUUUUCCUUUCUUCCUUUUGUUGCACCGUCCAGAUCACUCACUCACUCACACACAUACUCUGACACACACACACACACACACACACGUACAUCAGUCAGCUCAGUGUUGUCGUUAUGGAAAAAGCAUCAUUAGAUGUGUUGAUGGUUUUUACCCUUUAAAAAACAUGGCUGCCCGGGCCUUUUUGUGGCCCCGCCCCCGAGGCUCUGCCAGGCAAAGGUUGGGCGAUCGGUCUGUGCGUGCUCUCUGCUGGCUUGAGUGGCAAAACUUUGGUUUUCUUCCUGUUUUUGGCCUGAAGAGGUCAAAGUUGAACCUUAUUAUAGUUUAAAUCUCUCUCUCCUCUCGCUCUCUCUCUCUUUCUCUCUCUCCUCUCGCUCUCUCUCUCUCAUAUACACACACACACACACACACACACCUUCCUGUUCUCUAGAGAUUUUCUCACCAGCUUUCCGUCUCAGCUCGUUUUUGUUACAUCCCUUCUUUAUUUUCUUCUGGAGGUUUUAGUCUAGAGUUUGAGCUGAUCUGACCUUUGACUUUAUUUUUGGUUUCCGUCCACUAAAGUCAUGUGAAGCUGAAGCCCCGCCCCCUCUUUAGCUUGUUUAUGUUUUUGGGACGUUGCCGUUAGCCUCUCUGAACACUAGCCAUUUGUUUCACUCGCAGCAGUUUUUCUUUUUCCAGAUUUGACGUUUGGGCUUCAUUAAAAGUUUUGUUUCUGGUGUGAGUGGAGGUCAGCGUGUCGGGUGAUGUCGUUUGUUUUGUUGCUGUGAGGGGUAGAAGUGAACAUCUCUGUGAGACGGUGAUUUAUGUUCUGCAGUGACUUCGAUGGGUGGUUGUAGGUUUUAAAUCAUCAUCCAUGUUUUUUUUAACCCCUUUUAGUUGAACCAGUUUGGAAACUUGUUAGUAUUUAUAUUCUGCAGUGUGUUUAAUCCUCUAAUAAAUUGUAUGAUGUAAAUAAAUUAUGUUCACAAAUACA